UUGUAACGCCGAUUAAAGUGGAAGCUGAAAUAGGUGCUUCGUUUAAUAUUACGUGUGUCGUUAAUAAAGAGCACGGGGAUAGUAGAGAUAUUUAUUUUCAAGAGAAAUAUAGUUCGCAGAAAUCCAAAAAUCCAGUAAUUAUAGUGGAUAAACAAACUGCGGUGCUGGCAUUCCAUAAUGCAAGUGAACAUGUGGAAGUAUAUAUGUGCAUGGUUGGGAAGAAUGCCAUUGGAACAAGUGCAGUUUACAUAGGUAAACGUCCUCAGAAUGUGACAAAUUUCACAUGCAGAAAUUACGAUUACAUUAACAUCACAUGCAGUUUUAACAAACCACAGAACAAUAUUUUAACCACAUAUAAUUUAAGUUACAUAUUAGAUAAUAUGCGUUCAACAAAAUAUCCAAUGGAGUCCUGUGAACCUAAAGAGAGUUCAGUUUAUUGUUGCUAUAGAUCUAAAAUAGGUCUGAAAAGAGAAUUUUAUAAUUUUACGCUGGAGUCGAAUAAUUACUUGGGUACAAAUAUUCAACAUUUUUCAUUGGAUUUAUAUAAGAAUGUUGUGCCUGAAAAAUUAUACGUUGAAGCUAAAAAUAUUACGGACAAAAGUGCAACGCUAGUAUGGAAUCAACAUCAAACAGAGUUCUAUAAAGAAAUGGGUCUUGAAUAUGAAAUUUUAUUACGAUACGAAGGACGUCAUUGGCAUCAGUACAAAAUUGUUCAAUGGAAUAGAACAUUAAAUGUUAAUGUACAAUUAGACCUGCCGUUUGCUUAUUAUAAAUAUGAUUUUAAAGUACAUGUUAGGGUAGCUAAAAGGCCUAAUGACGACGUAAUUUCUUCAAUUUGUUUUGAUGAUGAUAUAUUCAAUGCAAAUAAUAUGUGGAGCAAAUCAUUUGAAAAUAAAUUUGAAACAAAAUCAAGAACACCGGAUUUCGCACCAAAGACCGCAAUAGGAAGUUAUUAUAUUGGUCAAAGUACAACUCAAUUAUAUUGGCACGAUAUGGAAAAAUAUGAAAAAAAUGGUGCCACAUUUCAUUAUAUCGUUCGAGAAAUUGAUCAAUAUUCCAGUAAUAAAUUUGUGAAUCAAUGGACCACUAAUAGUUCUGAAAUAAUUUUGAACACAACUGAUAGCCGUACUUAUACUGUUUCAGCCUGGAAUGAAAUUGGUGAAUCUAAUGAUAAAUCAAUUAUUCGUGUUUUUGAAGCAGAAACGUUACGAAACCCUAGUAAUGUUGCUUCAGUUUAUCAUAACGAUUCUUAUACGUUAAAAUGGAUCACGCCCAACGAAUUACCAACCAACUAUACAGUUUAUUGGUGUUUAUCCGCCAGAGAACAACAAGACAAAUGCAAUGGCACCAUAAAUUUUGUAAAAGUAAAUAAUAAUGAGACUAACUACACAACGCCACCUCAAAAAGUCUCUCUUAAUUUAGCUGUAUCAGCUAAUUACCCCAAUUAUAGUAGUGGAAUGAUAUGGUCUAAAUGUGCAGCAGAUAUAUUAAGUGAUCUCACAGAACUAAGUGCAGAAGUACGGGAGAAAUCUUCCAAUAAUAUACAUAUACAAUGGAGUUUGGAUAAUGUCUGUAUUUCAAUCAUUAAAGGCAUUAAUAUUACCUACUGCCCAUUAUCAAGUGAUAAUAUCAUGGGAAAAUGUAACAAUAUAACGUUAUCUGGACAAGUGAUACAUUACUCUUAUAACAUAACUAAUCUGAAAUCGUACACAAAUUAUACAAUCUCAAUACGAAUGUAUUCAAAAACAAAAAGAGGACCCAUAACUACACUAACGGAGCGUACAAAUGAAUCUGCUCCAAGUGCUCCGAGAGACUUAAGAAUUUAUAAUGAUUCAGUAACAAGUAAAUCAAUCAAUAUCUCAUGGCUACCACCAUUGGAAUUUAAUGGACGACGUAUUGAUCACUACACUAUUAAUUUCAAGAAAAUAAAUUCUACAAUAGACGAACACAGAGAUAUUCUCUAUGAAAAUGUAAAUACAACUAAUAACGAUCAUGAUCGUCGUAUCAAUUUUACUUUAGGAAGCCUGAAUAGUUAUACUGAAUAUGAAGCUAAUGUAACAGCAUACACAGUUAAUAAUUCUGUAGCAAGUAAUAGUGUGAGAUUCAAAACUCUAAUUGGGGUGCCUGACAAACCAGAGGAUGUAAAUAUUACUAUCGGGGACACUACUAGUGAAAUUAUAUGGAGUCCACCAAAAUUACCAUCCGGGCGUGUAGAAUUCUAUGUCGUUAGUAUGAUAACGCAAUAUAACAAUUCUUACGAAGAAAACGAAGCGUUCUACUACGUUAACGGCAAUAGGUGCGAAUUUCAUACUCCACCUUGUACUAAAACGUGGAAAAUGAAAGUACGUGCAGUGAAUAUUGCUGCAAAGGAUGAAAUCGAUCGUACAACUUUUUCAAUCAUAGGAAAUGCGAGACAUAGUAGAGAAACAAAUCCAGCAAUCAAAAGCAAUGUAUUCGGUAAUAUACAAACAUUUGACUCCAUCACAAAUAAACCAGAAAAGUACAGCACACCACAAAUUGGAAAACCAUCUACCAAUUAUGAAUGCUUAAAUUCAAAAAAUAUAGAUAGAAGAUAUAAAAAUUACGUAGAUACAUUAAAUGCAUUUGACAAAAUGGAUGGCACCGAAGAAUACAUUUUCAUACGCUCAAUUUGGGUAGAUGGUAAAAUGUUGCACGCAAAUGGUUGUACACCUCCAUUUAAAAUUUUUUAUAUUUUCAUAUCAGUUAUUUUUGGUUUAUGCUUCAUAUUCUCUUUCUUCAUGGUAUAUAAGAAGUGCUUAAAAUGGAAUAAUAUAAAACCAAUUUUACCACAAGGAUUAGAAGAUCAUAUACCCAAUAGCAAUUUUGGCUGUGAUAAAGGUGUAAUAAGUUACGAUAGUAAAAUAGAUAAAAGUAAUCGACAAAUAUCUGGCAGUAAUGAUUGUUUAGUGCCAAAGUUUCACAAAGAAAAUCGUUUCCUACUCGAUAGACAGUUUUCCGAUUCACUAGCGUCAUUAACACCAAACAGUAGCAAAACAUCUAAUUACGAACAGUUAGAAACACCUUCAUUGCCUUCAAAAAGUAACAAUAUAAAUUCAUGUAGCUCAGAUUCAGUUGACAUAAAUGAUUUUAGUAAAAUAACAUACCAAUGCCAGUCAUCUGGCAAUUCCUCUAUGGAAUCAAGCGAAUAUCAACAAAUGCAGGACAAUUGGCAAGUAGAUCAUGAGUCUCCUAAUGAUAUUAAACAGCAAACACUAGAUACAUUUAAUGAGCCCAGCUUAAUACCAAAUGGUUAUGUACGACCUAAUACAAUUCUCAUGUUUCAAGAUCCAGCGAAACAAUUACAACUACAAAAUCAAAUAUCACAACAGUUACCAACUGAUGGUUAUACAACAUUGGAAGCGCUUGAAAAGCACACACCAGAUAAAUUAAAUGAGGAUAGUAUGACAACAAACCCAUCCCCAUAUGUGCAAUUAACGGCUUUACAACAAGAUGUAGAAACAACAAAUGAAGCGAAUAAAAUGGCAGAUAUUCAAUAUAAUAAUAACAACAACUACAAUUAUAGUAGUAACCAUAAUGCAAUUGGUGGAUAUGUUACUCCCACACAACUCGCGAAUAUGGCCAAAUUACAAACUAAGCCUUUAGGGUAAAAUAAGCAUAAAUGUAACGAAUAGGUAUACGAGUACCCACUUUUUCCACAGUUUAUUUUGUUAAGUGCAUUUCCUUUUCAAUUUAGUAUGUUCCUAUCCAGUUCCUUUUUAAAUAUUUAUGUAUCAAGAACCAUGUUAUUUUCAAUCUAUUAAGCACUAUUUAUUAUGGGUGCUUUAACAUCAAUCUCUCCAAUUUUAGGCCUUAAAGAUAAUGUUAUGUAUUUCUAUAUUUAUCAUUUAGCUUAUUAUAAAUUAAAAUAUGUUAAGUAACUUACGAAUAUACUCGUAUUGUUAUAAAGAAAUUAGUUGCUAUAGAACAAGCCAUUAAUUAUAUUUUUUUUUAAUUUUG
Teleopsis dalmanni is the source of this 3978-nucleotide messenger RNA. Its product is annotated as cytokine receptor-like. NCBI's taxonomy places the organism in Eukaryota, Metazoa, Arthropoda, Insecta, Diptera, Diopsidae. Gene Ontology annotation, molecular function: protein binding. The record is from RefSeq and is a predicted model, not a curated record.